This is a messenger RNA of Mya arenaria, 2966 nucleotides long. Its product is annotated as mucin-22-like. The record is from RefSeq and is a predicted model, not a curated record. NCBI's taxonomy places the organism in Eukaryota, Metazoa, Mollusca, Bivalvia, Myida, Myidae. The coding region runs from base 9 to 1154 and encodes 381 amino acids. The transcript has 6 exons.
CAAAGAAAAUGGCGUGGCUUUUACCCACCUCUUUAUGUAUCUGCAUUGUCAUCAUCAAUGCUCAACUUACUGCUUUUUCUGGAGAUGAAUUAUGUGAUGAUUCCGAUAUCUGUACUUUAGUGUAUAGGGGUCCGGGAGUUUAUACUCCCACAAUGUACCACGAUAGAUACAUAAUUAGUGAACAGUUUGCAGAGACAGCUUCAUUCAACUUUUGUAACAAUAAAUCGAACUCAACGGAAAUUGAAUUACAAGAUUGGAUCAUAAAUUGUAGUCACAUUAUUUGCGGCUGUGUGAAAGUUGUCGGCAGUGAAAAAACAUGCUGCAGUACUGAUACAAAGUUGACCACAGUCACUGCUGACACCGCAAAACCUACAAAAACUUCACACGGUACUGGUACAAAGUCUACCGCUGUAGGUAUUGGUACAAAGUCUACCGCUGUAGGUACUGGUACAAAGUCUACCGCUGUAGGUACUGGUACAAAGUCUACCGCUGUAGGUACUGGUACAAAGUCUACCACCGUCACUGCUGGCACUACACAAACUACACACGGUACUGGUACAAAGUCUACCGCUGUAGGUACUGGUACAAAUUCUACCGCUGUAGGUACUGGUACAAAGUCUACCACCGUCACUGCUGGCACUACACAAACUACACACGGUACUGGUACAAAGUCUACCGCUGUAGGUACUGGUACAAAUUCUACCACCGUCACUGCUGGCACUACACAAACUACACAUGACAAGACCUUCAAUGAAGUGUUAUUGAAUGCCAUCAUCGGUACAGGAGUCACAGCUGGUACCAGUGUAUUCUUGAUGGUGUUAAUAUUAAUACUGUUUAGACGGAAAAUUAAAAAAAUAAAAUUUGGUAACGCCUCGUUCCUACUAAAUAGUACGGUUUCAACAAGAACAGAAAAUGACAUUGAAAAUGUGUCAGUUAUAGAGGAUGUAGCUGUUGUAACAAUUGAUCAGGAAAGAAACGUAGUUGCAGCUGUUGCGACAGUUGAAAAUGUGACAGUUGAUGAGGAUGUAGCUGUUGUGUCAAUUAAUGAGGAAGGAAACGUAGUUGCAGCGGUUGCAUCUGAUGAAGUUACUGCCGUUGUUGAAACUGAAACAAAACCAAUAAGUCAAAGAACAAGAUCAAAAAAACAAAAAUGAGUUAAUACCAUAUAUCAUUUGAAAUCAUUCAUCAUCAUUCAAUUAACAUAUCAAUAGUAACUAGAUUUAAUAAUUGCUGGAUCCUGAUUCAUCUAGGUGUUGUGUUUAUCAGUUGUACUUUAUCUACCAAUAUCUAUAAAAUGUUUGUGUACCAAUAUCUAUAAAAAUAUUUGAUAUAUUAUGUAUUGGAUGAACAGGAUCACAAAACGAAAUAAUAAAUAGAAUAGCAGACUGAUAAAGCUGAUAUUUAAUCUAAAUGUCUAACAACAUAUCUGAUAUUAAAUCUACAUCAUUUGAUUUCAAAUCAGUUUAUCAAUGGUAAUAUUUAAUAUUAUUGUCUGUGUCUUGGUACUUAUAGAACUGGUGUUGUGUUUAUCAGUGAAAUUCUACUGUGUAUUACAAUAUCAUAUCAUUUCAUGAUUAUUUUUUUUAAAACGUUAAUUAUGAAAAUGUAGCAAAAUUACCUUAUUUUUUAGUUCUGGGAUGUUCUUUUUUUUUUUUUAUGCUGCUUACUAACUGUAAAAUAAUUCAAUACUGUAAAACAUUGAUACAAUUUAUUAAUGUGUGGGCAUGCAUGUUGUAAAAUUAUAUACUAUAUCACAUAAAAUAACAUUUUUUAAAAUCAUUACAGACUAAUACAUGUAGAAUAACUUUGCUAUGUAAAAAUAUAGAAAAUGGUGGUUUUGUAUUAUUGUACAUGCUAUAAUUAAAUGUCAUCAAUUCUUCUAGUAACAUUAUGGCCUAUAUUUUAUAACACAAUAGGGUUGUUACAUUCCAAUAAAUAAUCUUUUAAACACAUUCCAAAAGUGAACUUGUGAAAACACUUACUGCUGUUCCAUUUUGUUAGGUUCAACCCUCACAGUUUGGUUGUCUAUUUGCUCCACGAUGAUGUAUGGUUCGGACACCUACAAAAUACAUAUUAUUUUUAACCUGUUUUAUUACUUGUGUUGUGUCUACUUUUAAUGUUGUUUUUAAUAUGUUGUAAGCUCCCCACUUUGUUGUGUAUAUCCCAAAUGUAUAUAUAUAAAAAAUAAAAAAAAUGUAAAGCUUCAUUGUACACCUAAUAUUUUUUUUAUGAUAAUCACUUAAAAUGGGAAGCAUUUAGGUUAAGCACAAAACUGGUUGUAUUAUUUUGUUCCUAUUGUUAGUUGUUGUUUUUUUUUUUCAUUAGUGUUAUUUCUGUUGUUAUACAUAUGCAUAGUUACAGUGUUAGUUCCAACUUGCUCUUGAUUUAAUCUUGUAUUCAUGUAUGAUCCAUUUAAUUUUUUUUUUUUUUAACUGAAAACUAAUUUUGAACUUCUAUUUUCAAUAUAACAUGUUGUUACAUACCGGAUAGACAUUUCGGGUUUUGUUCUUCUGGAUACUGCAAUAAAAUCACAUUUCAUGUAUUUUAUACUUGUGGAUGUAAAAAUAAUUAUCAUAGGUAUUUUUACUUUGAUAACCUUAUUUUAUACGGUUUAGUAUCUAUUCUGUUUUUAAUAUAAUCUCAUAUACUACUUCAUAUAUUUUGUAUGUCGUAUAUAUUCUACCUCAUAUAUCCCAUCAUAUAUCUUUUGCAUGUCAACAUUUUACCUCAUAACAUUGUCAUGUUCAUUUUACAUCCUUUACCGAUGUAAAUAUUUUUUCAUUAAUUCUAAAAUCAAUCACAUCCAUUUUUGUCAAUUUUCUAUCAAUAACAGUAUUAUUCGGUAUAAAAGGGUAUUUUUUAAAACAAAAGUUUAUUGUCACGUUAAUGUUUGUUAACUGUUUUUAAGUUUCAUUUAAGUUGUUGUAUUUAAAAAGAUGUUAUAUUUUCUAAAGGUAUCAUCCUUA